AUGGAAACUCCAAAAGAGAAUCUUAAGGCAGCACAACAGGAAAAUAAACACGAGAAGAAGAAGCAAGGGAAGAAGGAGAAGAGCAAAAGUGAGGGUAUAGAGGGCAGGAUCCAGAACCAUGCUAACAAAGAACAAAUGAGGAAGGAUAACCAAAAAGCCAUCCCUGAACCCAUCAAGCAGGCUACCAAAUCUCCUGUUUCCCAGGGAGGAAUAAACAAUGCUAACCAAAAGCAAAAGGAAGUGGAAAAUCCAUCUACCAUUGUUGCUUCUCCUGCUGCCACCCCUAAACAAGGUAAGCAUAAUGGAUCCAAGUCAACUCAGGAAACAAGCAAGAAAGGGAGUAGUAAAGGGCCUUCAUUGGAUGCUAACACAGGUCAUCAACCAAAAAUGAAGAAGAUGACCAUGGGGAAUGAUGAAAGAAUGUUCCCCAAGGAAAUACCUAAGACCCCAAGUGGUGGGAUUGGGAAGCCGAGGAAAAUCGAAUUUGGACCUCAACAGGAAGAAAGGAGGCCAGUGCCAGAGAAUGCUAAUGCCCUAGGGGAUACUGUCAACAGUGUGCCAGGGGAGCAGGGGACGACAAUGGCCGUUGACCAAAGAUAA
Molecule: messenger RNA, 600 nt
Organism: Linum trigynum
Lineage: Eukaryota; Viridiplantae; Streptophyta; Magnoliopsida; Malpighiales; Linaceae
Source: the annotation of a GenBank genome assembly